AUGGCCUGGAAGUCGCCGUCCAAGCGCCGCAACCCAGUCGCCUGCCGGCGCUGCCGCCGGUUACGGUCCAAAUGCCUCCAUCAGUCGAUUGAUCCUCCGUGCGAUGCUUGCAAGCUUGCCGGCUCCGCAGCGGCUUCGGAAUGCUACUUUCCACGCCGGGGCGAGAAGGACCUCGACCGUCAGUUCCGGCGCCGGCGGAUCCUCUCUUCGGAUGCCGGCCGAACCGGAGGCGACGGUGACCGCUCCGAGUCUUCGGGGCCAAUUCCGGUAUUGGGUCAUCCUCCUACGAGUCCUCCAAGUGGGAGCUCCAUGCAACUAUCCUCGGAGGGCAGCCCCAAGGUACACCGGUUCUUCAUACCAGCGCCUAGCUUCGACCCCGAGCAAGUUCUUCCACCUCGUGAUGAGGUCAUUGAAGGCUGCCGCAUAUUCGUCACAUCCUACUUUCAGCUUGGCUUCAUUCCCAAGGCUGUGUUUCUCGAGGGGCUCAUUCGCAACCCAUCAUCCGUCAGCACGUUCCUGUUGACUUGUAUGCUAUCCAUCUCGGCGCGGUUUACACCCUCAUUAGCACAGCGCUAUGGAAGCCCCAGGAAUGCAACAGACUAUUUCCUAGAUCUAUCAAGGGCCAUGGUGCCGGCGGAAAUGUACCAGCCUUCUCUUGAGCGUAUCCAGGCCUUCUUCUUACUCGCGAUAUGCCAAUGGGGAAACGGCGAUAAAGAUAGGUCCGGUAUGGAUAUGGGCGUUGCUGUGCGGAUGGCUGCGCUUUUGAAGCUACACUGCGAGGAAUCUUACGUGCUGGAUGAGAACUGUCCGACUGAACAAGUUGUCAGGUCCGAGAGUGCUCGACGCGUAUUUUGGAUGAUUCAAAGCCAGGAAAACUUGCACUCGGGAUACAAAACGCCGGCCCCCUUUCCAUUAGAAGACAUCACUACUUUGCUACCUUGCAGUGAGGCAGAUUUUGCGUUUGGGAUCAUACCAUCAGAACGCGCCGCACUCGCAGGCACGCCUCCCGGCCUCGCCAAUCCUCUGCUGGUUCACUCCCCCAAUAGAUGCCUGUUUGCUGCCUUGAUCCAAGCUCAUGGUCUUUGGGGGACAGUUGCCCGGCGAGCUGGACGGAGUGGCUACAGUAUCAACAAGGUGCCUCCGUGGGACAAGGAUAGCGAACAUCAGAAUACUAUCGCGGAGCUGGACAACUGGGAACAAAGCAUCCCGCCUCGGCACGCGUUUUCUGUUUGGAACCUCAGAGGCUGGAAGUCCGAGUCGCUUCACCUUGCUUACCUUUCCGUCACAAUGGUACUGAGGCUGAGCAAUAUUGUGACACGCCGAAUUUAUUUGGAAAAUAUGCUCUCUGCCCUUGCGCAAAGGCCACCUGAUCAACCGUCAGAUAUGCCACCACCAAUUAUUGGAGACGGGACUGGAUUCUGGGAGAAAACCGCACAUGAGUUGUUUGUCAACGUUUGGAAGCUGUAUGAACAAAUCGAUGCCUUCUUCACGAUGCGAGCCCCGGAUGAAGGGUUCCCACAGAUUCUAGUUUUCUGUGUCUAUAUCAGUGGCUCAUUGGCGUCAUAUCUCUGGCGAUAUCCCACUCUGUGCCCUUCGCUCGCAGACAAUGCAAAGAUGAUGGCCCAACGGUCCCUUGAGGUUUUGGGUGAGCUCCAUGCCGCAUGGCCAACGAGUUCAAAGUGGCAGAAAGGCUUGCAACAGAUUGCUACUCCGCUUGGAGUAAGCCCUGCGGAUGGACAGGGUCAAGGUGCAGAGACUCCCUCUCAGCGGCCGGAGAGCCUGCACGGAACGCUUGAGGAUUCAAAUGCGCCGCCAUCUUCAAUUAAUAGCCAGCAAACGGACACCCAACCAUCUUCUGAGUUGAGGGAGCCGAGCCUGACUUUAUCUGAGGGGAUGCUAGGGGAGUUGAUGAACGUCUUUCCCAUUGACAACACAUACUUGUCGCGAUUGGGAAGUGUACAAGUUGGCACUUUGUCCAAUGAGCUGUUUGACGCCGAGCUUGAUGCAUUUCUGCAAGGAGGUUUUCAAUACGAUCUUCUGGGUGGAUGGGGUCUUGGGACUAAACGCCAUCUCACACGAACCGGCAUUAAUCAGACCCCACCUUUCACCAUGGCAUCCAUCGCACAUCCCGACUCUGAUUCCUACGCCGCCUCUGGCUACGGCACAGUCAUGGGCUGGGGUAAACGCCCGGCCCUGCUCCUCAUCGACGUCUGCAAAGCAUAUUGGACCCCCGGCUCGCCUCUCGAUGUCACUGCUCACAAGCCAUCGGCAGAGUCGCCUGAAGUGAUGAAGAAGCUGCUGGCAUCGGCGAGAGAAAACGGUAUCCCGGUCUACUGGACUGCGGUUGAAUUCACAGAGCCCAACAUGGCGGAUGCAGGCUUGUUCUGGCUCAAGGCGAAGACGUUGAGUGUGUGGCACAAGGACGAUACCCGUGGCCUCAAUGAGUGGGCAGACGGCCUCGUGCCGCUGGAGGGUGAGCCGGUCAUCAAGAAGAAGUAUCCGAGCGGCUUUUUCGGCACAACUCUUCAAACCGAACUCACCAUCAAGGGAGUCGACACGGUUGUGAUUUGCGGAGUGAGCACAAGUGGGUGCGUAAGAGCCACGACUCUGGACGCUUUGCAGAAUGGGUUUCGCCCAAUGGUCGUUGGAACAGCAUGUGGUGAUAGGAGUGAUGAGAUCCACAACGCCAAUUUGUUCGACUUGAAUGCCAAGUAUGCCGAUGUUGUCUCUGAGGCGGGGGCGUUGGAGAACUUUAAGAAGGGUUGGUUAUGGCAAUAGUAAAGAGAAAGCAAUGAUAUUCAACGACAAGAGCUGUUCUUAACGUAAUAAAUGCGAAAUAUU
Molecule: messenger RNA, 2841 nt
Organism: Ilyonectria robusta
Lineage: Eukaryota; Fungi; Ascomycota; Sordariomycetes; Hypocreales; Nectriaceae
Exons: 5
Coding region: 1-2778 (925 amino acids)
Biological process (GO): regulation of DNA-templated transcription; DNA-templated transcription
Cellular component (GO): nucleus
Molecular function (GO): DNA-binding transcription factor activity, RNA polymerase II-specific; zinc ion binding; DNA binding
Source: RefSeq, a predicted model, not a curated record